Porites lobata is the source of this 461-nucleotide messenger RNA. The record is from the annotation of a GenBank genome assembly. Lineage: Eukaryota; Metazoa; Cnidaria; Anthozoa; Scleractinia; Poritidae.
GACUCGGUUCUGUUGCUUUGGUGCACAUCGCUGCUCAUGGGAAUAUUGAAACCGGUGAAAUUGCCUUGGCGCCAAAUAGUACAUGUAGUGAGGUGGACUUCAUUUUGACAAUGAAAGAUGUAAAGCAGGUUCAGCUGCGAGCAAGCUUGGUUGUACUCAGUUGCUGCCAUAGUGCUCGUGGCGAAGUCAAAGCAGAGGGUGUUGUCGGCAUAGCACGGGCAUUCUUAGGUGCCGGUGCUCGUUCUGUUCUGGUGUCUUUGUGGGCGAUUGACGAUAAGGCCACUCUUGAGUUUAUGAAGAAUUUCUAUCAGCAUCUUGUGGCAGGAAAAAGUGCAAGUGAAGCCCUUAACCGGGCAAUGAACUGCAUGAGAGAAUCCACAGAAUUUAGCGAUGUAACUCACUGGGCGCCGUUUGUACUCAUUGGUGAUGACGUGACACUGGAAUUUGAUGGGAGCAAAUAG